GCCAAGAAACUACCAGACUUAGGUCGGCGCUCCUUUCUUUCUCACAUCUCAAUUGUUGCAGCGAGCAAGAACAAAUGGCCUAUAAAAAUUUCGUGUCCAAAUCAACAACAGUUAACUUUACCGUGGCCGUUGAAGAAAAAGGCGAACCAACCUCCUCCCCCCACCCCACCGCCUUCAAGAUUUUUAUCGUAACACUUUGUCGGCAUAAACCCUUAGAAAAACCCCUCCCAGCUCAUGUGUUUCUCUUUAAACCAAAACCCAUAGCUCUUUUUGUUUACCUCCAAAAAUCAAAUGAACCCAGAAGACGAAAAACGCUCCCCCAAUUCCCCUCCUAACCCACCCCAAACGUUGCCUUUCCCUUCUCCAUUAAUGGAAUUGGAGACAUCUGGAACAUCAGCACCAGCAGAAACGGAGUUUAUUGGAGUGCCUCGGCCUUUGGAAAUUCUUCAGGGGAAUCCAGUACCGCCUUUUCUGUCGAAAACGUUUGAUUUAGUCGAUGACACGUCGUUGGAUCCGAUCAUCUCUUGGGGUCCGACGGGAGAGAGCUUUGUGGUUUGGGACCCGCUCGAGUUCUCCAGGCUGAUACUUCCUCGGAAUUUCAAGCACAAUAAUUUCUCCAGCUUUGUUCGUCAGCUUAAUACUUAUGGGUUUCGCAAAAUUGAUACUGAUAAGUGGGAAUUUGCCAAUGAAGCUUUUCAGCGAGGGAGGAGGCAUCUUUUAAAGAACAUUCAGAGGCGUAAGUCACCUCAAUCACAACAGGUUGGUAACUAUUUUCGAGCUUCUACUGAAGCUGAAAGGUCUGGAUUGGAAGGCGAAAUAGAAAGGUUGAGGAAGGAGAAGAGUGUGAUGAUGCAGGAAGUAGUGGAUCUGCAGCAGCGGCACCAGGGUACAGCUCGAGAUGUGGAAGUAGUGAAUCGGAGGCUUCAAGCAGCAGAAAAAAGGCAGAAGCAAAUGGUUUCAUUCUUAGCGAAGUUAUUUCAGAAUCCUGCUUUCUUAGCACGCCUUAAACAAAAGAAGGAACAGGGAGAAUUUGGUUCUCUAAGGAUGAGGAGGAAGUUUGUCAGGCACCAGCAGCUUGAACUGGUCAAUUCAGAACCACCUGUUGAAGGGCAGCUUGCAGAGUACAAACCUGAUUGGAGGAACCUUGCUAUAUCCUCUUUAGCCACAGACUCAAAUCCAAUUUCUGUUGAACAAUCUCCAGAUUAUCUACCUGAAGGUAUAGAAGGAAUUGAUUUAGGUGCAGAAUGCUUGCCAUUUCAAAUUGAUAAUGAAAUAGUUGUGUCUGAUGAGUUAGCAGUUGCGGAUGGAUAUAUUAGAACCUUGGAGCUUGUUGGAGAGGGUACAUCAGCCUUGGGAAGCAAAGAUUCCCAUUUCAAAGGGAAGAACAUAAUCGGCUCAGAACAAGAGGUUAAUCCAGGGUAUUUAGUCUCUUUCCCAGAGGAAUUGGUGAAGCAUAAGAGCUCCUCAGAGUUCUCUUCUUCUAUUGGUGAAAUUGUUGCUAAACAAGAGGAUAUAUGGAGCAUGGGUUUUGAUGCCACUGCUGGUAUGUCUAGUUCUAGCAAUGAGUUAUGGGGUAAUCUUGAAAGCUAUGACAUUCCAGAGUUGGGAGUGACUGGCGAGUUAUCUGAUGUCUGGGAUCUGGGAUUUGUACAAACAGCUGAGGAUUCAGGCACUGAUAAAUGGCCAACUGAGGAAUCUCCUUGUGAUAAUCCGGAGACUGAGAGUCUAGCUGGCCAGCCAGAAGAUAAUAGGUCUAAGAAGACUGAUUAAUAAGAGGGUUCAUUUGCUUUGGCAGAUGAUGCCUUUGUGGAUCAUAAUUAUUUUCAGUUACUAGGAUGAAGGGUCUUUUGGACAAUUGAUUUAUGAACAUAUUAAGUGAAUGCAGAUUCUUUUUUCUAAUAUAUAUUAUUAGCAGUACAGGUUUCUGUUCUUUUUUUUUCUUGAGUUUUGAUUGGGAGGCGUGGUAGUAUCUGUUAUAAGCUAACUCUUGUGAAUCGAUUUUUUUAUGUUGCUGUGCUAUAUAAGGGGUUGCACUUGAAAAUGCAGGUUUUCCCACUUAAAGAUACGUUUGAGUUAUAUCACUGCAGGUUGAGUUGAAGUAUUACUCAUCCAUAUGGUUUGGUGGCAUAUUCUUAAUCCCCUAUCUGGCAGGACUGGCUUGUGAAUGUCCGGUAAGAAAUGACAUCUUGAUUAUUGUUUUUCUGUGGUUGCAUUAUUGUCAGUCACUUGCAUGACUUCAGAACUUGAUUGACAAUUUCACCAUGGGUGUAGGGUUUGCUUCAUUUGUUGGUAUGUAUAUAUUCUUUUAAACCAUUUGUAACUGGCUAUUUAUGCGAUUGUUUAUGACUGUUAGAUAGAUAUCCUGAGUAACCUUGUAUUUGUGUACUUGGCAUCUAAUCUAGUGUAUUUGAAUAAUUAGUUGAAGAAUUCAGAAGCCUCAGGAAGUAGUGUAAUUCUCAGAGAAAUUUGAUGCGUGCCUGGUCCUCAAUAUGUGUAUCGGCAGAUUGUAAAUGUUAGGAAUGUUUUAAUAUUUUGUCACUUUGCUUUCGGCUAAUCAAAAUGUUGAGUUAUGUGCUUCCAUUGGUGCCAUAUCUGCAUGUUUGUUUUAGAAGUCAUCACUUAUGUAAAAAUCCUCUACAAGCCAUAUCGUAUUCCUAUAGAUGCAGGUUGUCGAGCUGUGAUGAACAGGGUCAGAGGGAUCAACUAUUGAUGAACGAUCUCCAGCAACAUUCGCAACUGCUACAAUUUUCUUGCUUUUAUAAAUUCUGUGCCAGAUGUUGGGAUUAAGAGUACCCAUGGUCUGGUACAAGGGCUACCAUAUAUAUAUAUAUAUUUACUUCUUUUGGUUUGGAUAAGUGGUAGAAAGGCAAUGGUUUCUUCCGUCGGUAACGGAUUAUUACAACCAUUGCACUUC
This is a messenger RNA of Theobroma umbraticum, 2914 nucleotides long. It is a transcript of the gene HSFA3, whose product is annotated as heat shock transcription factor A3. Lineage: Eukaryota; Viridiplantae; Streptophyta; Magnoliopsida; Malvales; Malvaceae. Gene Ontology annotation, molecular function: DNA-binding transcription factor activity; RNA polymerase II cis-regulatory region sequence-specific DNA binding. Gene Ontology annotation, cellular component: nucleus. The record is from RefSeq and is a predicted model, not a curated record. Gene Ontology annotation, biological process: cellular response to heat; regulation of transcription by RNA polymerase II.